AGCUGGUAUCCGAUUGGACGUGGUGUCAGUCGCUGUUCGAUUCCAGCUGUUGGCCCCGCCCCCCGCCGCGGAGCGCGAGUAUUUAAGGCGCCUGCAGCUGUCUGCAUCAGUUUAGCCAGGAGCGGCGGAGCAUCAUGACCCCGGACCGGACCUGAACCGGAGCGAGCCGAGCCGCGCACAGCCGAGACGAGCCCAGGAGAAACGGAGCCGAGCCGAGCCGAGCUGAACCGGACCGAGCCGAGCUGAACCGGACCGAGCCGAGCUGAGCCGCUCGGGCUGUCUCUCCACGGAAAGUUGUCCUGAAGUUUCCAGGAUGCCGCGCUCCUUCCUGGUGAAGAAACACUCCAACUCGGCCAAGAAGCCCAACUACAGCGAGCUGGAGGGCCCCGCAGUGUUCAUCUCCCCGCACAUCUAUCACGGCCUGCCGCUGCCGCUGCCGGAGGUCCGGAGCCCGGCCGCCUACAGCCCCAUCCCCGUCUGGACCACCAGCAGCUUGCCGCUGUCCCCCGUGUCCGGAUACCCGUCCUCGCUGUCCGACGCUUCCUCCAAGGACCACAGCGGCUCGGAGAGUCCGCGGAGCGACGAGGACGAGCGGCUGCCGGGGAAGCUGGCGGAGGCGCACGGAGCGGAGGCGGAGAAGUUCCAGUGCGCCGUGUGCGGCAAAGCCUACUCCACCUACUCCGGACUGCUGAAGCACAAGCAGCUGCACUGCGACCAGGCCCGGAAGAACUUCAGCUGCAAGUUCUGCGACAAGCAGUACGUGAGUCUGGGAGCGCUCAAGAUGCACAUCAGGACGCACACGCUGCCCUGCGUCUGCAAGAUCUGCGGGAAGGCCUUCUCCAGGCCCUGGCUGCUGCAGGGACACAUCCGGACACACACGGGCGAGAAGCCGUUCUCCUGUCCUCACUGCAGCAGAGCCUUUGCAGACAGAUCCAACCUUCGAGCUCACCUCCAGACUCACUCGGACGUGAAGAAGUACCAGUGUCUCAGCUGCUCCAAGACCUUCUCCAGGAUGUCUCUGCUGCACAAACACCAGGAGUCUGGCUGCUGCGCUGCACACUGAGGGGGGUUGGGGGCUGCAGAUCAAUCCCUCUGCCCCCCCGUCACCUCCCGGCCCCCCACCCCAUAUCUGCAGAGCUUUCUUUGCUUCCCCUCUGAGGAGGAAGAGGAGUUGGUGGAGCAGGAGCUGCAGGAGGAGGAGCUGGAGGAGCAGCGAUAUCGGGUGCAGAGGGAAUAUUUGACUUUUGGAGACCAACAUUUGCACAGACUCUCAGCGGCACUCAGAUCCAGUUUCUUACUUUGAAUCGAUUCUCCUUUUUCUACUUUUAUAUGAUGAAUGUACGAGUGAACUGAGGUAAUGAUUGUAUGUUAACAGUGAAAACUGUGAUGCUCAAUGACUUUUGAUACUUUCAUAUUUACAUGACACUUUGAUAAAAUAAAGAUUCAUGACUUUUUUUUUAUUAAAAUAAUCCACGAGUCUGGAAACUUUCUGAUGAAGAUGUUUCUGUUCGAAGUUAUACUAAUGGAGACAGCAGUCAUCUACAGAGGCCGCUGUGGCUCAGUGGGUUGCAGGUUUGAUUCCCCAUCUGCCUGAGACACUCCGGGUCCAGGAUCAGGCCUGAACAGGACUCCAGUUAGACCCUCUGAGGGUCCUUGUUGGUUGUUUUUACACCAUAUAACCACUGCGACGCUGUAAAAUCCAGAAACGAAGCUUCAGGAGCUUUUAGCUGUCCUAUUUUUACCAAAUCUCUCGAUUGUUUCUAAACGUGUGAAGAUAAAGGACUAAACCUACAAACCAAAACUUCUUUUUUUGAAAUUUUAGUCUUUCUAAAGCUGAUUGUUU
Molecule: messenger RNA, 1843 nt
Organism: Salarias fasciatus (jewelled blenny)
Lineage: Eukaryota; Metazoa; Chordata; Actinopteri; Blenniiformes; Blenniidae
Gene: snai2
Product: snail family zinc finger 2
Exons: 3
Coding region: 314-1063 (249 amino acids)
Biological process (GO): regulation of DNA-templated transcription
Molecular function (GO): DNA-binding transcription factor activity, RNA polymerase II-specific; RNA polymerase II cis-regulatory region sequence-specific DNA binding
Source: RefSeq, a predicted model, not a curated record